This is a messenger RNA of Salvia miltiorrhiza (redroot sage), 1057 nucleotides long. Its product is annotated as replication protein A 32 kDa subunit A. The record is from RefSeq and is a predicted model, not a curated record. NCBI's taxonomy places the organism in Eukaryota, Viridiplantae, Streptophyta, Magnoliopsida, Lamiales, Lamiaceae. Gene Ontology annotation, cellular component: DNA replication factor A complex; nucleus; site of double-strand break. Gene Ontology annotation, molecular function: DNA binding. Bases 76 to 876 code for a protein of 266 amino acids. The transcript is spliced from 10 exons. Gene Ontology annotation, biological process: double-strand break repair via homologous recombination; DNA replication; nucleotide-excision repair.
UCUACACUCUCUAAAACUUCCAACACAUUUGAAACACAGAAACAUCGGCGGAGGCGCAAAGCUUAGAGCGAGAAAAUGAUGUUCGAGAGCAGCCAAUUCGACUCGACCCCCAGCUUCGUCUCUUCGCAAACCGCCGAUCCAUCUCCCUCCGCUGCCAAGAUUCGAGAUGCCCAGCCGAUGCAUCCGGUUACAGUGAAGCAAAUAGUGGGAGCGAGUUCGUCGGACGACGACAAGUCGAAUUUCCUCAUCGACGGCAUUAGCGUCUACAACGUGAAAUUGGUUGGAAUGGUAUUCGACAAAACAACAAGAGUUACUGAUGUAUCGUUCGUGAUUGAUGAUGGUACAGGGCGUAUUGGCUGCACAAGAUGGGUUAAUGAUGCACAGGACACCCAGGAACUGGAGGAAUUAACAGAUGGGAUUUAUGUACGAGUUCAUGGCUAUUUAAAGAGUUUUAAAGGCAAAAGGCAAAUAGUGGUUUAUGCCAUCAGGCCUGUGAAAGAUUACAAUGAGAUUGCAAACCAUUUCAUUGAAUGUGCUCAUGCCCACAGUAGCAACACUAGAUUACAGAAGAAUGGUUCUGCUACUUUAGCUUCCUCAGCUGCCACUACUCCUAGCAAUGGACAGCAAGCUGUCUCAUCUAGUCAAGUCUCUCAAGAAUACAACUUGGAUGGAAUGGGGAUCAUCGAUAAGAUGGUUUUGGACUAUCUCCAUCUGCCCACAUCCAUUAAACAGGAACAGGGCAUCAGUCAGAAUGAAAUUGCACAAAAACUAAAAAUCUCCCAAGAAAAGAUCGCAGAAGCAAUGCGAUCUCUUGAAGCACAAGGGGAGGUGUAUUCAACCAUUGACGAAUUCCACUACAAGAGUGUGAAAGCUUGAAGUAUAAGCAGUAGUCUAUGGCAGCGCGUUUGCUUGUAAUAUAUCUAGAUGCUAAUUACCGUUUUAUUUUAACGAUAUCAUUUGAAUUCGAAUUUGGCUGUGCUGCUUGGUUUAGUUAAUGUGUUGCGUUUGCGUGGAGUAGAAAACAGUUGGGAAAGUGAAUUACUAAUUAGGGCCUCAA